Molecule: messenger RNA, 861 nt
Organism: Ilex paraguariensis (yerba mate)
Lineage: Eukaryota; Viridiplantae; Streptophyta; Magnoliopsida; Aquifoliales; Aquifoliaceae
Source: the annotation of a GenBank genome assembly
AUGGAGUUGGAGUUGGAGUUGGAGUUGGGAGGCUUGAGCCACCUCUUUGUGUCAUUCUUUCUGUAUAACUUGGCUUCGAUAUUGGUGCUUCCAGCAAUUACAGACGUGACAAUGGCGGCAAUUUGCCCCGGCGAAAAUGAAUGUUCACUCGCCAUUUACCUCUCCGGAUUGCAACAGGCGAUUGUAGGAGUGGGAAUGGCGGUGAUGGUGCCGUUAAUUGGAAAGCUAUCUGAUUUGUAUGGGAGGAAAACAUUACUAACAAUUCCCUUCAUUCUCUCCAUUAUUCCACUAGACAAUAUUUCAGAGGAAAAGCGAAUUUCAGCAUUUGGAGUUUUAUCUGGCAUAGGAGCCGCUGCAUUCAUAUUGGGUACAUUAGCUGCUCGCUUGCUCUCCGGUGCUCAGGCAUUUCGGGUUAUAUUCCUUUGCCAUACGUUUUUAUUGGAUGAAAAGUGGAAAUACGCUGUGGCAGUGGCUGCACUCAUCUACAUGAGAGUUUUUCUAAAGGACACAAGGUGCCACCAUGAUGCUUCUUCAGUGCAACCAAAUGAUGCUUUGGUGCAUCCAAUCUUGCAGAGUGGAUCAGAUAUCAUUCAGUCUGAUGAUGAAUCAUCUAAGAAGAUACAGAUCUUCAAAAGAAUUCCAUCACCCGGCGCUUGCUCAAGAGUAGUAUUUCAAUUCAACAAAAACCAGUUUGCCGAUAUAAUUCUGAUUAUGAGCAUUGCAGCGACUAUUUCACAGCUGCUUCUCAUGCCGACGUUGGCUCCUAUCGUAGGAGAUGAGGAGAAAUUGCUUUCCACAGGACUGUUUGUUGGAUCUUUGGCUGUAUAUGCUUGUACCACUCGGGAACUAGUUGUUUUCUAG